AUGGUGUCUCUUUUGCGAGGAGUUGCAGCAACCAGCUCCGCGACUAUCCGCUUUUUUGCCUUCGUUUUGUUAAGAUGGAUCCCCGGCUGGCCAUUUGCGCCGAUUGUUUUCACUUCUUUAUUAAUUUAUCUUUCCUCGGUUUUAUCCUUGGCAAAAGAUGAGCCUCCUUCUGACGAUCAUCCCGGAAAGGUGGGAAGUCCUCCACCACGUGUUCAUGUCUCAAGCGCAUCUAAAUCCUGCGAUUCUGCUCUUAAGACCCUGCUCACAGGUCUUCCUUCCAAGCGGUCGCCUGUCUGGACAUGGGUCACAGCACUGAUCAACAUUGUUGUAUCCUGUCUUGCAUUAGACUUCUUGCUUCGAGGAUUAGUGGUGUACCCGAGCAAUGAGAUUUCCUUUUCUCGUAUUGGCUAUGUCUCUCCGACCACCGCUAAUUUGGUCUUUCGAGAGCCUGACAUGGCUCAAUUGCCUGUCGUAGUAUCAUACCAAGAAGCCUCGCAUGAGUCAAAUAAAUGGGUCCAAGAAGGCACUGUCUACAUGAUAAACAAUAGUACCGACUUCACCACCACAGUGAAAUUUCAAAACUUGAAGCCCGGGACUUCCUAUCGAUAUCGACUAUCGAACAACAAGACCGGUAAUUUCGUGACCGCACCGCGACCAGGAUCGCGUGAGGCAAGCCGCAUGUCAUUUGUCACAUCGAGUUGCUUAAAGCCAAACUUCCCAUACAACAUUCUAUCGCAUCCACUACGAGUACCAGGAAUAGAGAUAAUGACCGAAGCUCUCGCCAAAAUCCCCGAACUACUCAAGCCAUCCUUCAUGCUCUUCCUCGGCGACUUCAUCUAUAUCGACGUACCCUUCAGAUUCGGUGCAUCGAUGGACCACUAUCGCAGCGAGUACAGGCGUAUCUACUCCUCGCCUUCUUGGGCUUUCACCUCUAAAAACAACACUGCCAUCGACCUCCCGUGGAUUCACUCAUUAGACGAUCAUGAAAUCGAAAAUGACUGGUCAAAGGGCAACAAAACAGCGCCCUAUCCAGCCGCUGCUGACCCAUUCACCCACUACCACGUCAGUGCGAACCCGCCUGUUCCUGCUAAGCCCUUCGCACACCCAGACGAUGUCACAUAUUUCUCAUUCGUGAAUGGCCCCGCCUCAUUCUUCAUGCUCGAUUCCCGUACCUAUCGUUCCGAGCCAGCGCAAACAAACUCGACCAUCCUCGGCUAUGCACAGCUCCAGUCACUUUUGGAAUACCUAGCCACGCCAGAACCAGCAGGUGUGCAUUGGAAGAUUAUCUCUUCGAGUGUCCCUUUCACGAAGAAUUGGCACGUCGGUACGAUAGAUACAUGGGGCGGAUUUCUGGAUGAACGACGCAUUGUCUUCGAAGCGAUGUGGCGUGCGGAACGAGAGCUCGGAAUCAGGAUCAUUCUACUAAGUGGAGAUCGUCAUGAAUUCGCCGCUACACGGUUCCCGGAUCCUGCGCUUGAACUCACUCCUGAGGAACUUCAACCCAAUACUCCCGGACUAGGUGUCCAUGAGUUUAGUGUUGGUCCGCUCAGCAUGUUCUAUCUUCCUAUUCGCUCGUACCGUCAAACCGAUACGGAAGAUGUGGCUGUGAAAUAUGCGCCGGAUGGAAAUAGCAAGUUUGGGUUGAUUGAUAUUGCUGAAGCUAUUGAUGAUGUGGAUGCGUCAGUCCGAAACUCGGUUCUUACCUAUUCGCUUUAUGUGGAUGGUGAGGUGGUUUGGAAGUAUCAGCUUAGCGUUCCUGCUCAACGGAAGACUACCACUAAAGUCCAUCCUGCUGGAAGUGUUUUGGAAGAUAAGCUGGUGAGCUGGGAGGGUCCUCUUAAAAUGGCAUUUGGUUCAUUAUCGGACCUGGUGGAAUUGGGUACGAAAAAGGCCACUUGGGUCUAUGAGGCUUGGAGCGAGUUGCGAAGCACUGAGAGACUUGGUUAG
This is a messenger RNA of Penicillium malachiteum, 1947 nucleotides long. RefSeq names its product alkaline phosphatase family protein. Lineage: Eukaryota; Fungi; Ascomycota; Eurotiomycetes; Eurotiales; Aspergillaceae. Bases 1 to 1947 code for a protein of 648 amino acids. The transcript is spliced from 3 exons. Gene Ontology annotation, molecular function: acid phosphatase activity; metal ion binding; protein binding. The record is from RefSeq and is a predicted model, not a curated record.